AUGCGCGCGGCGCUGGAUUUGGUGCUGGCCAAGGGCGGGAAGUAUGUUGCCAUGGUGCCGGAGGGGAGCCAGGCGGGCGAUGAGGUGUGGGUUAUGAAGGGGUGCAAUGCGCCGUUUGUGUUGAGGAAGAGUGGUGAGAGGGAGGGGAUGAAGAGAAUUGUGGGUGCGGCGUACGUGUAUGGGAUCAUGGAUGGGGAGGCUGUCGAGGGAGUUGAGGAGUUUGAGGCUGUGUCUAUUCAUUGA
Colletotrichum phormii is the source of this 243-nucleotide messenger RNA. RefSeq lists its product as uncharacterized. The record is from RefSeq and is a predicted model, not a curated record. Lineage: Eukaryota; Fungi; Ascomycota; Sordariomycetes; Glomerellales; Glomerellaceae. The coding region runs from base 1 to 243 and encodes 80 amino acids. The transcript has a single exon.